UGCGAAUCAAAGAAAAAAAUUCCAAGGGCUUAAAACAGAAACCACUCUGUCAAUACGAUACUCCCCAUCAUAAUCAUCGUCCCUCAGUCCCAGGUCCAUCGGUGUCACUUUGUCGAUCAGCCCCAGGGCCGCCUAACCACAUCGGGACUCCCGCAAACUCGCAGCGCGCAAAAGGUCCAGCUCCAUCACGGCGGAGCUGCGGUUGCCCAGUUCAGUACGAGAAGCGCCCCUACGCUGUGUCCCCGAAAGGAUGCCGCCGUUCAAAGAUGAACACGUUCUUAUCAUUGCGCCGGGCUCGCAGGUAACCCUGGCGCAAUUGGGACUGCCCGAGUCGUUUACACCGGCACGGUUUCGCUUCCCUACGCGCAUGUUCCCCGCUGGAAAGAAAGGGGAGUUCGAGCCGUACAAGAUCCGCGAGCGACGCCGUGAAGUCAAGGUCGCCAGCAGUGGGGGUGACGCGCCGAAGGAGGACGUGGAGAUGAAGGAUGCCGAGGCGGGAGCACAGGACGGGACCGAGAAAACAACAGACACGGCGGGCACUGAUACAGAAAAGCCAGCUGCUGAGGCUGCCGAGCAGACGGAAGGCGCGCUGGCGGGGGAGCAAAAGGAGGGUUCCGAGUCGAGACAGGAGACAGAGACGGAGACAGAGACAGUCGAACAGAUUUACUACGAAGAGGAUGUCACCUCUGAUGAGGGAGCCGUCUAUCCUAUCCAUGGCGGACGCAUCGUUGACUGGCCUUGCUUCUUUGCUCAUCUGACGCACAUCUACAACACCCUGAGCCCGCCGUUCCACACGCCGAUCAUGUUGAUUGCCGAGCCCGUCUGGUCGGCGCGUGACCGAGAGGCAAUCACCCAAUUUGUGUUUGAGAAGUUCAAAACACCCGCCUUUUGUCUCAUGGAUUCCGCGCUGGCUGUGUGCUAUGGGUACGGAACUUCGACGGCAACGGUGGUGGAUGUCGGCAAGGACAAGGUCGAUGUCACUGCUGUGACCGACUUCUUAGUCAAUGAGCACGGCAGAGGGAUUGCAUUGGAAGACUGUGGCGGCGAAUCUAUCACUGACCGGCUGGUGGAGCUUCUCGGGUCCAAGGGGUUCUCGAGGGAGAUGUGCGAGCAACUCAAGCGGAGUAACAUUACAGAGAUCCUUCCCCCAGGAACACCAUUCCCAGGUGCAAGCACAACCGCUCAUCAAGGGGCCAACCCGGCCGCCGCAGCGUCUACUGGCGCGACUAAUGGAGGUGCCCCUAAGACAAAUGUUCCUCGUGGCCCUGGAAAUGGCACCCAGACAGGCACCCAAAGCGGGACUGGGGAAGAGGAUGACGAAGGGGUCCUGGACGUGGCGGCUAUUGUGAGUGGCAACACCAGUGAAUUUCUUGCCAAGCGGGAGAAGGAAAAGGCCGACAAGGCCGCGACCAAGAAAGGAGCAGCAGACCAAGGCGCGAAGGCUGUCCGUCUGCCCAAUUCCAAGCGGGAAAAGGCUACGUACCAAUUCGAGGAGUUCGUCCCACUGCAACCCAAGGAGGGCACUGUCAAAGGUUCUGCGCAGUUCAUCCGCCAAAAAAGAGACGUCGAGGUUGGAAUCGAGCGUUUCCUGGCGACAACUCCGAAGGAAAACACCGGCGACCGUCUUUCCAAUGGCAUCCUGGAAGAUAUCGCAACCCAGAUCCACCAUACUAUCCUUUCGGUUCCUGAUGCCACCAAGCGCAGCGAGCUGUGGGAUUCCCUGAUCGUGGUCGGAAACGGCAGCAAAAUAAAAGGAUUCACCCAGGCCCUGCUCGGCACCAUCAUGCAGAAAUUCAUGCUCUCCCCUUCCGGCACCAUUUUCACCUCCGAAAUCCCGUCUAAUUUCUCUACCCCUCUGCCCACAGGUGGCACAAACACCCCAGCCCCGUCAGGACAGCCGGGGCCUCUAUAUAACCCUGCUGCACACGGCGUCAAUCCUCUCCUCGUUGCUGCCACCCAUGCCAACACCCCUGGUCCCUCCAACAUGAACGUGGGCACACCGGGCAUGGAUCCCAAUGCCCACCACCGUUCUACCGGUCACUCUCAGACCCCAACCUCCGUCAAGACCCUCAGACCACCCGAGUAUUUCCCUGAAUGGAAGGAUCAAGCCAACAGUAACGCUCCGGGUGCCUCCGGAGGUAACAACUCGGCUGCAGGCGGUGGGCCGGGGGCUCCUGGCGCGGGAACCGGCGGCCAUGGUAUGGAGGAGGCCAUCUUCCUGGGCGCCCAGGUCGCGGCCAAGGUCGUCUUUGUGCUUGAUCAGGGCCUGAGCAAGGGUUUCAUGAGCCGUGUCGAGUACAACGAGAGCGGGCCCUCUGCGAUUCACGAGUACACCUUGUGAAUACACGGCAGGAUUCUGAUGCUGUCAUGAUGGGUUAGAAAGCGAAAUAUUGUUUUUUUUUUCUUCUUCUUUGUUCUCUUGGGUACUGCAAAUGUCUCUGGCCAAUCUGGUAGUCUGGUAGUCUCUUUCCCUUUCCUCCCUUUUUCCGUUCUGUAUUGUAUGCCUAGUGUCUUUA
Penicilliopsis zonata CBS 506.65 is the source of this 2516-nucleotide messenger RNA. RefSeq lists its product as hypothetical. NCBI's taxonomy places the organism in Eukaryota, Fungi, Ascomycota, Eurotiomycetes, Eurotiales, Aspergillaceae. The transcript is spliced from 3 exons. Bases 251 to 2341 code for a protein of 696 amino acids. The record is from RefSeq and is a predicted model, not a curated record.